AUGGCUAACCGUGAAUGCGAUCGAAAUCUGCAACCCUGGCAGUCCGCUCAUGGGCAAUCCUUCUACGAGGCGUUCACUGACUGGCUGUUGCAGCUGAAUGUUCGGUCCUACAGUGAGCCCCAGCGGAGAAUGAUCUGGCACAACACCAUCGGGCUAACCCAGGCAACUCGAUCCAAAUGGCAUUUCCCUGCGCUUCCGUACGUGAUGGAGACGGACGAGAACGCAGCUCGACUUCUCCCCACAUUCAGCUACGACUUUGCCAAGCGUGGCGGUUGCUGGGUCUUCUACAAUCUUCGGUUCAGAGCAACCUGGAAGUGCGAUCCCGAGACCGGCAAUAUCGUGGUUCCGACCCUCAGCGCUUGGUCGGACAUCAUGGAUACCCUAUCCCAUUACCGGCAAGCCCGCGGAUGGCCCAUCCUUCGCUCACCUAGCUAUGAGUGCCUAUGCGACAAGGAUAUGUGCACGUUGCAUUUGUAUCCCAAAACGCCUCUCUGCACCACGACGUCCGCAAACAGUGCAGUGCUGGUCAGGCCGCGAUCGAUUCUCAGCCUCAAGUCUCUGGAAGCUCACCGAGUCAAUCUGUUGCAAGUUCCAAUCUGGCAUCGCCUGAUCCCGACUCCGAUACCCUUCCACGCCGUGUCCGGUUCUUGGUCUCUGCGCCUGACGCCUCCCGCGUACACUUCUUGGUGA
This is a messenger RNA of Cladophialophora yegresii CBS 114405, 690 nucleotides long. RefSeq lists its product as uncharacterized. The record is from RefSeq and is a predicted model, not a curated record. Bases 1 to 690 code for a protein of 229 amino acids. The transcript has a single exon. NCBI's taxonomy places the organism in Eukaryota, Fungi, Ascomycota, Eurotiomycetes, Chaetothyriales, Herpotrichiellaceae.